Messenger RNA from Cuculus canorus (common cuckoo), 3624 nucleotides. RefSeq names its product ESF1 nucleolar pre-rRNA processing protein homolog (gene ESF1). The coding region runs from base 251 to 2599 and encodes 782 amino acids. The transcript is spliced from 14 exons. Gene Ontology annotation, cellular component: nucleus. Gene Ontology annotation, molecular function: RNA binding. Lineage: Eukaryota; Metazoa; Chordata; Aves; Cuculiformes; Cuculidae. The record is from RefSeq and is a predicted model, not a curated record. Gene Ontology annotation, biological process: rRNA processing.
CCCAGUCCUGUGGGAAGCAGGAGUCUGAGGUCUGGCUGGCAGUAGGACUGCUGAAGGUCCUGUUCGGAAUCCCUUAAGGCUGUAUCCGGAGCCCGUGCGGGGUUUUUAGCUCUAUCCGUUGCUUGAGGAACCUAACGUUUGUGGCUAAGACUGUGGUAAUUACAGAAUUAGGAAAUAUUGCUUCACAGAAAGGUUUGCCAAGCACUGGAAUAGGCUGCCCAAGGAAGUGGAAGAGUCACCAUUUCUGGAGAUGUCCAAGUCUUCAGCAGCAUCAAAAAUGUCAUCUCAGGAGGAAAUACUAAGCGAUGGGCGGUUUAGCCGCGUUGCAAGGGAUCCCAGGUUUUGGGAGAUGCCAGAAAAAGAACGUAAAAUCAAGAUUGACAAAAGAUUCCAUGCUAUGUUCCAUGACAAGAAGUUUAAGCUGAAAUACACAGUGGAUAAAAGAGGUCGCCCUGUUAACUAUACUUCUACAGAGGACCUCAAGAAAUUUUAUGCCCUGUCGGAAUCUGACUCGGAUCUUUCAGGAAGUGAUAGUAAAGAACAAACUGAAAAGGAAAAAAAGAAAAAAAAAAUUAAACCCAAAGGAGAAGCAGAUUCUGCAAAACUGCUUUUAUGCAAAGGGGAAAGCAAGCAAGGAGAUGCAGGAGGAAGACCAGUUUCAGUUCAAAACAAGCGAAAGCCUUCACAACCAAGUAGUGCUAAAUCCAUUAAAGUUCCCAGGAGGGAUGGUUCUCUAGGAGGAAAAGUAAAAGAAUCAGGUGCUUAUGGACAAGGUGACAUCAGUAAAAGCCAAUUAGAGAAAGAAGUUUCUACAAGUGAUGAUUUUGAGGAUGCAGAAUCAGAAGAAGAUGAGGCAGAAGAUGAUGGGGAAACGGAUGAGGAAGAGGAGCCAGGAGAUGAUGGAGAAGAAGACAGUGAUUCGGAAGAUGAUGAAGAAAGUGAUGUUGGGCCUGAUCUAGCUAGAGGCAUAGGGAACAUUGAAACAAGCUCAGAGGAUGAUGAGGAUUUAAAUGAAAUAUUUCCAAAGGAGCCAGAGAUAGAGCAUUCAUGGCGCGAGCUAGAUAAAGAUGCCCCUCGUGGAGAUGAGAUUACAAGUAGAUUGGCAGUUUGUAAUAUGGAUUGGGAUAGGUUGAAGGCUAAGGAUUUGCUGGCUCUGUUUAAUUCUUUCAUGCCCAAAGGAGGAACGAUAUAUUCAGUUAAGAUUUAUCCUUCGGAGUUUGGAAAAGAGAGAUUGAAAGAGGAAGAACGAAAAGGACCUGUGGAACUAUUUGAUCUUCCAGAGAAUACCACUGAGAAUGAUGGGAUUUAUAGGGAAAAACUGAGAGAGUAUCAAUUUAAACGACUGAAAUACUUCUAUGCAGUUGUAGAAUGUGAUUCUCCUGAAACGGCCAAUAAAAUUUAUGAGGAAUGCGAUGGAUUGGAAUUUGAAAGUAGCUGUUCUUUUAUCGACCUGAGAUUUAUUCCAGAUAAUGUUACAUUUGAUGAUCAGCCAAAAGAUGUGGCCUCAGAAGUGAACGUAGCUGCAUAUAAGCCAAAGUACUUCACAUCUGCUGCUAUGGGAACAUCAAAGGUAGAUAUCACGUGGGAUGAGACAGAUCACGAACGAGUAACAUCACUUAGCAGAACUUUUAAUAAAGAGGAACUUCUUGACAUGGAUUUUCAAGCUUAUUUGGCUUCCUCUAGUGAAGAAGAGGAAGAAGAGCAGCAAGGUGGUGAUGUAGCUCACGAAAUGGAAGAUGACAAACCCAGGAAAAGCAAAAAAGAUGAUGAAGAACAAAUUGCCAAAUAUAGACAACUUUUGCAAAGUAUCCAAGAAAAAGAGAAAAAACAGGAAGAAAAGGAUAUAGGAAUGGAGAUUAAAUGGGUUCCAGGCCUCAAAGAGUCUGCUGAAGAAAUGGUCAAAAACAGGUUGGAAGGAAAGGAUAACCUAACUCCAUGGCAAAAAUAUCUAGAGAAAAAGAAAGAAAAAAGACUUCUUAAAAAAAAGAGAAAGGCUACUGCUGAGAGAGAACAGAGUGAAGAUGAACUUCCAUCUGAUGUUGAUCUCAAUGACCCAUAUUUUGCUGAAGAACUUGAGAAAACAGGUUUAAAGAAGAAGCCAGAAUCGGUUGCAAGUACCUCAGAAGAUGAAGAUGAAGUUGAAAAACAGAAGGCUGAAAUGGCCCUGCUGAUGAUGGAUGAUGAGGAUGACAAGAGAAAACAUUUUAAUUAUAAAAAGAUUGUAGAACAGCAGAAUUUGAGCAAGAAGAAAAAGAAACGUUUAAUGAAAAAGAAGGAAUUACUAGAAGAUGACUUCCAGGUAAAUGUUGCUGAUACAAGAUUCCAAGCCAUGUUUACUUCUCCCCUGUUUAAUUUGGAUCCUUCAGAUCCAAAUUUCAAGAAAACAAAAGCCGUAGAAAAGAUCUUGGAAGAGAAAGCUCGUCGAAGAGAAGAAAAGGAACAAGAUCUUAAGGAGGCAAGCAAGGGGCAGGAGAACAAGAUGGCAAAGAAAGGAGGGGUUGCUAAGAGAGCCAUAGAUCCAGCCUUAUCAAUGCUAAUAAAAUCUGUCAAAAAUAAAACUGAAGAGUUUCAGGCAAGGAAAAAACAGAAAUUCAAGUAACUGAACUUUGGUUUUACUCAGACUUUACUUUGGUCUCAGUUCUUCUAACUGGCAACAUCUAUUAAAGUUACUACAGCCUGCUCUGAUUCCUUUCCACCUAAAAUGUACUGAAAAGUCACUUAAUUAUGGUGAUGAGUUUUGAAGUAACUGGAGUAAUAAUAAUUUUUCUACCACAUCAAAUACUGUUUUGUACUGUUGUUGAAAAACUACUCCUUCAAUACGCAUAAGUAAGGAAUUGCUGGUUUGGGGAGGGUUCAUUUUGUAUCAUGUCAUCUCUUAAAGGUAAUAGAAGUGCUGAAAAUGGCUACAAAAAGUAGUCAUAAUUAUGGUUCUAUUUAUAAGUAAGAAAAACAGUUCUGCAGAUUUUUAUUGCUGAGACUAAGAGGUCUUAAUAUUUUUACAAAAGUCUGUAAAACAUAUCUGUGUUGAUAAAGAAGUUGUAAUAAAACUAAAAAUUGAGUAAAUUUUGUAUACAGUUUUUUUGUAUACUUUUAAAAGAUUACAUACAUGUUUCAUUAAUUUCUUCUCUAAAUACUUGAAGACUUCCUGGAUAGUAUAACUAAUUAAUGGAAAUACUGCCAUUUAGAAGUGUUUUAUUAAUAUAUAUUGGAAAUAAAUGGUUCAGAUUGGCCUGAGGGAAUUUUGGGCACUUAGCUCUGUUUUCUUCUUCUGUGCCUGAAUGAAACCAUGUCAAAAUUAAACUUUUCACUCUUAAUAUUGCAUUCCCAUUAACAUAUUUACACUUAUACAAAGUCUUCCAGCAUUGCAAGUGUUAAAAAUAAAGAAAGAAAGAAAAAGUCAAAGGCAGAUCUAGAUAAUAUAGAAUCCCUGUUGUCUGUAUUGGUGCCGGUGAUGAAGGUAACAAUGGUGCAGGAAAAGUACAGUAGGUAGAAAAUUAUCUUCCUUCCUGAUAUGUUGGGAUUGAUUUGUCUUAAGGUCUGGUGUGAUUUUUUUAAGAGUUUGCUGUAUCAGCUCUGAUGGAAAUACAACACUGUAGAAAAAAAAAAAAAGAAAACUGUAGAAAC